CUGAGGCCAAAGCCCAGUCGCUUGGUGUCUGAAGCGGCAGCGAGCGGAGUGGGGCGAGAGGCUUCCGUCUCUGGGCUGAGGAAACUACCCUGCGAACGCCAGCGAGAGUGGCAGUGAUUGAGGAAAGGAGGGACGCUUUAUUCGAAGUCUCGGCUCAGUUAAAUACCCAUUACAAAGCAUCUUCCCCUUAUUAAAGGAAAAAGGCCUGCGGAGAUGGGCGACAAGGCGGGGACCAGAGUCUUCAAGAAGUCCAGCCCCAACUGCAAGCUCACAGUAUACUUGGGGAAGAGGGACUUUGUGGAUCAUCUAGAUCACGUGGACCCUGUAGAUGGGGUGCUCUUGAUUGACCCAGAAUACCUAAAAGACAGAAAAGUGUUUGUGACUCUGACGUGUGCCUUCCGAUAUGGUCGUGAAGACCUGGACGUGCUGGGCCUUUCUUUCCGAAAGGAUCUCUUCAUCUCCAGUUUCCAGGCCUUUCCCCCUUUGCCUGAGGAGCGCAAACCGCUCAGUCGGCUACAGGAGAGACUGCUCAAGAAGCUAGGCCAGAACGCGUACCCCUUCAACUUCACGAUUCCUCAGAACCUUCCCUGUUCAGUGACUCUACAGCCCGGCCCAGAGGACACAGGAAAGGCAUGUGGUGUUGACUUUGAAGUCAGGGCAUUUUGUGCCAAAACUGUGGAUGAGAAGACUCACAAACGGAACUCUGUGCGGUUGGUCAUUCGUAAGGUGCAGUACGCUCCAGAGAAGCCUGGGCCGCAGCCAAUGGUGGAGACCACACGCAGCUUCCUUAUGUCUGACCGCUCCCUUCACCUCGAGGCCUCGCUAGACAAAGAGCUCUACUACCAUGGUGAACCUAUCAGUGUCAAUGUCCAUGUCACCAACAACUCCACCAAAACAGUUAAACGAGUUAAAAUCUCUGUGCGACAGUAUGCCGAUAUCUGUUUGUUCAGCACCGCACAGUACAAAUGUCCUGUGGCUCAGGUAGAAGCCGAUGACCAGGUGUCACCCAGUUCCACGUUCUGUAAGGUGUACACCCUCACCCCCACACUGUGCAAUAACAGAGAGAAGAGGGGUCUUGCUCUGGAUGGACAGCUAAAACAUGAAGACACCAACUUGGCCUCCAGUACCAUAGUGAAGGAUAUGUCCAAUAAGGAGGUCCUGGGAAUCUUGGUGUCCUACAGAGUUAAAGUCAAGCUUGUGGUGUCUCGUGGAGGUGAUGUGUCAGUGGAGCUGCCUUUUGUCUUGAUGCACCCCAAGCCCUCCGAACAGCCCAACUCUAGACCGCAGUCAGCUGUGCCAGAGACAGAUGCCCCUGUGGACGCCAACCUCAUAGAGUUUGAAACAAAUAAUUUCUCACAGGAUGAUGACUUUGUGUUUGAGGACUUUGCAAGGCUGAGGCUGAAGGGAAUGAAAGAUGAGGAGGACGACCACUUCUGCUAACGGCCCCUACACACACACACACACACACACACACACACACGCGACACCGUGUAGAGGUUGUAAGGAAGGGCGACAGGGGUGGGGUGUCAACCUGCCAGUACUCUUAUACCUCUGCUCCACUGGGCCCAUAUGAUAGAGUGGAGCACUUACUGAUAUCGUCAGAGCUUUCUUUCUUUCUUUCUUUCUUUCUUUCUUUCUUUCUUUCUUUCUUUCUUUCUUUCUUUCUUUCUUUCUUUCUUUCUUUCUUUCUUUCUUUCUUUCUUUCUUU
Molecule: messenger RNA, 1708 nt
Organism: Rhinichthys klamathensis goyatoka
Lineage: Eukaryota; Metazoa; Chordata; Actinopteri; Cypriniformes; Leuciscidae
Gene: arrb2b
Product: arrestin, beta 2b
Exons: 15
Coding region: 214-1440 (408 amino acids)
Biological process (GO): G protein-coupled receptor internalization; signal transduction; positive regulation of ERK1 and ERK2 cascade
Cellular component (GO): cytoplasm
Molecular function (GO): angiotensin receptor binding
Source: RefSeq, a predicted model, not a curated record